AUGGCGGGGACAUCGAGACACGACCGAGAGAUGAUGAUGAACGUGAAACGCCAGCUCACCGAGUGUUCGGACCCGGUGGAGAGACUCCGCCUCCAGUGUCUCGCUCGAGGGUCGUCAGGGAUCAAAGGGCUGGGAAGAACCUUUAAGAUAAUGGACGAUGACCAGAACCGCUCUCUGGACAUCAAAGAGUUCCUGAAGGGUCUGAACGACUACGGGAUCCUGAUGGAGCGAGACGAAGCCACGGCUCUGUUCCAUCAGUUUGACCGGGACGGGAGCGGCGCCAUCAACUUCGACGAGUUCCUCAUCACUCUCAGGCCCCCCAUGUCCAAGGCCAGGAAGGAGGUGGUCAUGCAAGCGUUUCGGAAACUGGACAAGACGGCGGACGGCGUGAUCACCGUGGAGGACCUGCAGGGGGUCUACAACGCCAAGUACCACCCCAAGUACCAGAAUGGAGAGUGGACGGAGGAUCAGGUCUUCAGGACGUUCCUGGACAGCUUCGACACUCCGUACGACAAAGAUGGAAAAGUGACGCAGGAGGAGUUCUUCAGUUAUUAUUCUGGUGUGAGUGCGUCCAUCGAUACAGACGUCUACUUUAUUGUGAUGAUGAGAAAUGCCUGGAAGCUCUGA
This is a messenger RNA of Limanda limanda (common dab), 627 nucleotides long. It is a transcript of the gene capslb, whose product is annotated as calcyphosine-like b. The record is from RefSeq and is a predicted model, not a curated record. Bases 1 to 627 code for a protein of 208 amino acids. Lineage: Eukaryota; Metazoa; Chordata; Actinopteri; Pleuronectiformes; Pleuronectidae. The transcript has 4 exons. Gene Ontology annotation, molecular function: calcium ion binding.